GUGGUGCUUUUCUUUUCGAAGAGAUACUUCAGUCAAAUUUAUUCAGUACUUUUAACUUCUAAUGUGAUAAAUUCUUGCUUAUAGAUUCCAUCAUAUGAAAUGCUGGGUAUCCCAAAGCACGAGGAAAUACCUUUGGUGCCACAACUGCCUCUCUCUGUAAUGGGCGAUGCUUGUUCUCGAGUGGACCUAACAGCCAUUCAUCAGCUUUUGCUCGUGUCACAUUAUAAGGAUGAUGAUGGAUCCUGCGAACUGUCCUUCCAAGAAUGGACUCAACAGAUUCGAGAUAUGUUGGAGGCGCGUAAGCGAGGCGACAUGGCAUUUCGAGAUAAAAAUUUUAUAGAGGCAAUAGACGGCUAUACUACGUUCAUUGACGUAGGAAAUAUAGUAUCUCCAACAGUCUACGCGCGAAGAAGUAUUUGUUAUCUGCUGUGUGAUAAACCAGAUGCAGCACUUAGAGAUGCCAUGCAAGCACAAUUGGCUCACCCUGAGUGGCCGACUGCAUUUUACUUGCAGGCCGUUGCCCUUGUUAAGCUCGGAAUGCACAAGGAUGCAGCUGACAUGUUGAAUGAGGCAUCAACAUUAGAGAAGAAAAGGCAUAAUAGAGGUAGCAGAGGGUAUUGAGAAUUCAGUUCUCUCAAACACUUUGGUGCAUUUUUUGCCUACCAUGGGAUCUGUAAGUUAUCA
Cucurbita moschata (crookneck pumpkin) is the source of this 684-nucleotide messenger RNA. Its product is annotated as probable serine/threonine-protein kinase At4g35230. The record is from RefSeq and is a predicted model, not a curated record. NCBI's taxonomy places the organism in Eukaryota, Viridiplantae, Streptophyta, Magnoliopsida, Cucurbitales, Cucurbitaceae. Gene Ontology annotation, biological process: brassinosteroid mediated signaling pathway. The coding region runs from base 100 to 621 and encodes 173 amino acids. Gene Ontology annotation, molecular function: protein kinase activity; protein binding. The transcript is spliced from 3 exons.